Styela clava is the source of this 1637-nucleotide messenger RNA. The record is from RefSeq and is a predicted model, not a curated record. NCBI's taxonomy places the organism in Eukaryota, Metazoa, Chordata, Ascidiacea, Stolidobranchia, Styelidae.
UAUGAGCGUCAAUGGUGAUUGUCAAAAUGACUUUUUUAAUUUGCUGAAGUUUACCUAACUUAUAGUAUGCUGAACAGUAAAUUUUGGUUAACUAUUAACAUUAUGCAAAUGGCUUAUUUCAAUUUUCACAAACUUGGAUAGUUGUUAUAUUCAAUAUUUUGGAUGAUAUUAUUUUGAAUCGUCAUAAUUGGAUUUACUUUUUUGGAUGAAAAUCACUUACUUCAUUGCAGAGAAGUAACUUCUGAAUUUGAGGCAAUCAGGAAAGAAUCUGAUGAUGAUAAUAAAGAUUCGCAAAUGUAUUGUUUUGGAAUAGAAUAUCCUAUGCAUUGUGUAAAAUACUAUGGACCUCAUCCAAUUAAUUGUUUGGAAACAAUUUGGCAAUCUGCUCGUUGUAUUGAAGAAGGAGACAAACAUCCAUCAAAAUUACUGCAAACAGAACUAACCCGACAUGAUGCCAGAACUUGAGAGAAAUUAUUGAUGAAUUCAAUGGAACUAUGUCAGCUGCUGAUAAUGAUCAGUUGGAGGAUCAAAAUCAAUGCUUUGGAUUGCCAUAUCCUAACCACUGUGAUAAGUACUAUGGCCCAUAUUCUGUUGAAUGCCUAACUACAAUAUGGACUUCAGUUAGAUGUUUGUCCGAAGGUGAUGAAUAUCCUCAUAAAUUACCUCAAAACGCUAUCGAGGCUUUCACAGAAAUGGGGUUGAGGGCAGUGAUUUCUCAAUUCAAUGCAUCAGCUAUUGCAUCAGAUAAUGGAGAUGUCAGUCAUCAGAUGAAAUGCUUUGGAAUGGAAUAUCCUGAACACUGCAUUAAAUAUUAUGGUCCCCACCCUGUAACUUGUUUGAAAACGAUAUGGAGUGAUUUUGAAUGUUUGGAUCUUGGUACCAAAUAUCCUGAUAAACUAACAGAAGAUGAACUGGACCGAUAUAACGGACUGACUCUGAGAGAAAUUAUCAACGAUUUUAAAAACACAAGGAACAAGGCUGAUAGUGCUUCUAAGCAACAUCAACAAUACUGUUUUGGAAUGGAAUAUCCCCUCCAUUGCAACUUAUAUUAUGGACCUCACCCUGUUGAAUGUUUGGUAACAAUCUGGAUUUCGGAACUUUGUUUAUCUGCUGGUCAUAAACAUCCAACUAAACUCUCCAAUGAUGCCUUGGCUCGACAUGAUGAAAUGAAUCAACGGGAAAUUAUAUCUGAAUUUAAGUCCAUCAAGUCUUCUGCAGAUGAAGGUGAUCGCGAAAAUCAAAAUUUCUGUUUUGGAAUGGCAUAUCCUGAACACUGUGAUGAGUAUUAUGGACCAUACAUUAUUGACUGUCUUAAAACAAUUUGGGAAAUGGUAAGAUGCCUUCCUGAGGGAUCAAAGUUUCCACCGAAACUAGACUCAGCCGAAAUUGAUGGAUUCAAUGGAAUAGGAUUGACUCCACUUAUCAACCUAUUCAAUACAUCUGCUCUAUCAGCUGAUAAGGGAGAUACCAAAUUCCAACAGAAUGUUUUGGAUUAGAAUAUCCUGAAGGUUGUGUUAAUUACUAUGGACCACAUCCCAUGGAAUGUUUGGUUACAAUAUGGAAAUCUUUCGAAUGUUUGGAACUUGGAACAAGAUUUCCUAACAAACUUUCUGAAUCGGAACUAAGUCGAAUCGACA